Puntigrus tetrazona (Sumatra barb) is the source of this 4136-nucleotide messenger RNA. RefSeq lists its product as uncharacterized. Gene Ontology annotation, molecular function: protein binding. NCBI's taxonomy places the organism in Eukaryota, Metazoa, Chordata, Actinopteri, Cypriniformes, Cyprinidae. The record is from RefSeq and is a predicted model, not a curated record.
UGGAGCUCUCCGCGCAGUCAGUAGGUGUGGUCGUCUUGAAGAGGUUUAGGUUUAAACAGUUUUAGGUAGGACGGACUGCAGUUUCGCUACAUUUUGCACGGCCAAUUACACUCACAUCGCAGUUUUAUUUUAUGCAAAUAAUUUAACCAAAUAAAAAGAUUGAAUAACGUUUUAAAACACAAGGACCCCAGCUGCAUUCAAGGAAACCCUUUCUUUUAUUGUGUUCAUGGUCAGUCUUCAGUGUGACUUCCUAUGGGAGGGUCUGGUCUGGUCUCUGGGCUAACCUUCAUUUCUCUUCGCUUAAACUCUCACGAGAAAGUGAAAGUGAAGACCGAGGAGGAGAGAAACUCGCGGGAAAAGCUUGACUUCACGUGCACUUUGUGCCGAAUCUACUGGAUCCACUCUUAAAGCAACAACGAACAGGAUAAGUGUAAACCUGUGCAAGCAAUUUUACAAAGUUCAGAAAAAAAUCAAUAAUAAUUUGUGCAAUUGAGCAUCAAACGCAAUCUGGGAAUGAAAGACUUCUUCCACAUUUGACAAAACGUUAAUUAUAAACGAGUGCAUGUGAAGUAAGCACGACUUUCCGGUGACAGACUGAACCAGACGGGUCUGUCUUUCAGGACUGUGGAAAAAGACUUGUGUGUUCAGCAUGUCUACAGUAGGAGUGGAUGUGAUCGAAGCAGCAGCUCUGGGGAGGUCCUUCCGGCCGGGGAUGCUGUACGACUGCAGGAAAGAUGCUCUCGUUCCAGGAAUCGCACUGUGGGGUCCGGAAAAGCUCCAGCAGAGUUUACAAACCCGUCCCCAAAACAACACCGACAUCAAAGUCACCGCUUCAGACUCCAUCGAGGACAAAUCAGCCGUACUGAACAUAGACGGCUCUCUGAAACUGAGUCUUUUAGGUGGACUGGUCAAAGUCACAGGAGCAGCCAAAUAUCUCAACGACACCAAGAAGUCUUUCAGACAGAAGAGACUGACACUACAUUAUCACUCAGCCUGCAGGUUUGAAGAACUGAGCAUCAAUCGCUUGGCGCCUGAAGAUAUCACGGUUGACGACGACGCAGCGACGCACGUGGUGACGGCAGUGCUGUACGGAGCUGACGCCUGCUUCGUGUUUGAUAGAGAGGUUUCACCAGACGAGGACCAAAAUGCAGUAGAAGGAGAAGCAAAACUGGCCCUCGAGAAACUCAGAUUCAUUUCGGCGGACGGGAACGCCAGUCCGAAGACGCAGUGGCGCUCAGAAGCACCCAGUCCAGAAGUCACGUGCACGUUUUACGGCGACGUCCAGUUACCGUCAAACCCGGCUUCUUUUGAAGAAGCCCUGAAGGUUUUCGCUGAUCUUCCAACACUGCUUGGAGAAAAGAAAGCGCUCGCCGUUCCCGUGAGAGUCUGGCUUCAUCCUCUGAACAAACUUCGCUCGAGAGCUUUCGCGGACGUCGGCGUGGAUCUGAUCGCGGCCGUAGAGUCAGCCAUUGAGAGUCUAAACACAGCUGAGAUGAGAUGCGGUGAUCUUCUGAAAGACUCUCCCGCUCUGACCUUUACUGCGUUUCGAGACAAAAUUAUUCAGAUGCAGGAAAACUGCGCUUCGUACAAAACGAGGCUCGCGAAGAGACUCGGCUCUCUGCUGCCGAGCAUCCGUGGAGGCUUGUUGAAGGAAACGGCGUUAAACGAUCUUCUACAAGAACACCGGGAAUCUCCCUUCAGGAGAUCCGAGCUUGCAGAAUGGCUGAAAGAGAGAGAGAGAGAGUCUGAGAUCGUUAAAUCGGUCCUCCGACAGCUGCAGGACGCCGGCGCGCGAGCAGACGUCGACGUGGAUGUGAUGUUAAUGGAUCUGGAAGUCGAAAAUGUGGUCUGUUUCGUGUUCACAUCGCUGGGCCGGACAGAUGCGCUGCUGCUCCAACAAAAGGCCUGCUUGAGUCCUUCAGAAAAAGAUAGAAACAACGAUAACCGCUCUGGCGCAAAGCGAACGUCUUGGCUCAGUCCCGAGAUCCGAAAGGCCAUGAGGAGGAACUUGAAGACGUUUAAGAGCUUGAUCGAUUCAGAAGACCGCAAGCCAGCCAGGUUUAUCGUGUCCUCGAGUGAAAUGGAGAAUAAUCCUGGUUCCUGCGUUCUGCUGUAUGAAAGUGAAUGUGAUGAAGCCGUCUGCUUUACACCUCCAUCCAAACCAUCCUGUCCGGUCACCGAAGAGGUCAAAGAAAACAGCGUGUCUCUGAAGGUUCCUCCGGCGUGCUCCUCAACAGAGGAGCUCAGAUUACUGUGUAAAGCGAAGCAGGACUCGGUCUGGAAAUCUAAAGCCGUGAUGAAGGAUGAAAACACGGUUACUCUGACUGAUCUGAGAGCAGGAACCGAGUACGAGAUGGUGUGUGCGGCGGUGGGGAAACUCAACUACACCGUGUACAGUGACGCCACUGAAGUUACCACGGAGGGAAGGAGCAGUACGAGUACCGAAGAAACCUCUACAGGACGAGUUGAAGCGACCGGAAGGAGCCAGAAUUUGAACGCACUGACGAAUCCGGAUGUUUACAGCAUCAAGCUCAAGCCGCCCGUGAUCAACCCAAAGAGCAGCAAACAGAGCCAAUCAUCAGCAUCAGUGUCCUCAUCGAAGGCGUUCAGACUGAGGCUGAAGGAGGAGUAUCAGUAUCUGAACGGAAGACAAAACCUCAACGAUGUCUUCGUCGAGCAACUCAUCACAGAAGACCCCGACUCUCACAUCAGCGACGGCAGACGCAUCCCGCGCCAAAACGUGCUCGAAGGCCAGCAUAUCAGGAGCGUCUUGCUGAAGGGAGACGCCGGCGUCGGGAAAACCACGGCCGUGCAGAAGUUCGUCCUGGACUGGGCUGAAGAGAAGUCAAACGCAGACAUCGCCUACAUCUUUCCAAUACCUUUUCAGACGCUCAACGUGAUCAGAGAGACGACGAAGACGUGUAGCUUCGCCGGGAUCCUGCGGCGGUGCUUCGGAAAGGACGAACGCCUGAAAGUCUACGGCUCCGAGCGGAUCGUGCUGAUCUUCGACGGGCUGAAUGAGUUCAAACCUCCUCUGGAUUUCAAAAGCGCGAAGACGAUUACGGAUAAAAACCAGCCGGCCUCUGUCUCUUGCCUUCUGGCGAACGUCAUCGCGGGAAAUCUGUUUCCGAACGCUCAGAUCUGGAUCACCAGCAGACCGGCAGCGGUCAAGCAGAUUCCCGAUGCAUUUAUUGAUCGCGUGACGGAGAUCCACGGCUUUACCGAUCUACAGAAGAAGGAGUAUUUCGGGAAGAGCAUUAGGGAUCAGGCGACGGCCGGUAAAGUCAUCGGUCACAUCCAAAAAUCCCGCCGCAUCGAGAGCAUGUGUCAUCUCCCGGAUUACUGCAGAAUCGUCGCGGCGAUUCCAGAGAAGAUGUUCAGAUCAUGCCGUGACGAUUUCCCCAAGACCCUCACCCAGAUGUACGCCAGACUCCUGCUGGAUCAGACCGAACUCAUUCUAGAGAGGAAAGAGAGCAUCGUCGCUCUGGGCAGGAUAGCGCUUCACCUGCUGGCGAACGGAAACGCUCUGUUCUGUCGCGAGCACUUGGAGAGAUGUGGCUUCGGAGACGAAGGCGUUCUGGCGCGCGCGUCGAUCGUGAAGGAGGUCGGGGAUGAAAGCGGCCGUAAAUUGCUGCGUUUCGCGGAUCGCAGAGCGCAGGAGUUUCUGGCGGCUUUAUACGCCACCGAAAUCAUUAACGUGGACAACGAUCUUCAGCUCAGAGAUCUGUCCGCGCUGAGACUCGGAAAGUACUCCUUUACAGACACUGGAUCGCUCUUCGCGGUGAUAGAAAGCACUUUAGAAAGACAAAUAGAUCUUUUCUUCUUCUUUUUAAUGGGUUUGUCGCUGGAGUCCAGUCAGACAGCUUUAAAAGGCCUCCUGACACCGAGAAAAAGAUGCUCUUCGAUCAGUCAAAGCCCGGUUAACGUCAUCAAGCAGCUGAUUAAUUCCAAUCUGGGAGAUACAGACCGAUGCCGUUUCCUGUUUGAUGCUUUGAAAGAGCUGGAUGAGCGAUACUUAAUCCAGGAAAUAAAAACACAGCUGAAAUCUGGACUCAAACCCUCUCCUGCUGAGAUUUCAGCUCUGGUCAAUAUAGAAAAGUGACUCUAUAUAUAUAUAUAUAUAUAUAUAUAUAUAU